Alternaria atra is the source of this 1596-nucleotide messenger RNA. RefSeq lists its product as uncharacterized. Bases 1 to 1596 code for a protein of 531 amino acids. Gene Ontology annotation, molecular function: FAD binding. The transcript is spliced from 2 exons. The record is from RefSeq and is a predicted model, not a curated record. Lineage: Eukaryota; Fungi; Ascomycota; Dothideomycetes; Pleosporales; Pleosporaceae.
AUGAAAGUUUCUUUCCUUGCCUCGUUUGGAGCUCUUGCUGCCAGUGCAACCGCACAAGACGCUUUUGAGCCUUUUGACUUCAACGUUACGGAAGCUCUCGUUGCUAAUGGUGUCAAUGUCUCGGCUCUCCCCGCAUUGGCUGCAUUGGCUGAGAAGCGCUCGCCUUCUAGUCCGUGUACCGCGGCUUGUAGCUCACUGAAGCUCAUAUUCGGAAGCAAACUCCUCUCUGAAGGAUCAGAGUUCUAUGAAGCAUUCACAAGUGCAUACUGGUCAUCUCAGGCAGCCUCGAUCGAUCCAGCCUGCGUUUUCAGGCCCUCGAAAGCGAUCGAUGUAUCGACCAUGAUAUUAGUCUCUCGUCUUACGCAGUGUCCCUUCGCGGUCAAGGGUGGCGGACACACCGCAUUUCCCGGCGCCUCUAGCAUCGAAGAUGGCAUAACUGUUACCUUGGAGGCGAUGAACGAGAUUACUCUUUCCAGCAACAAGAAGACUGCAUUUAUCGGACCCGGAAACCGAUGGGGAGCUGUUUAUGCAAAGCUUGGAGAGCAGAACCUUGCUGUCAUCGGUGGACGCGCAUCGGAUGUAGGUCUUGGCCUUGUUCUCGGCGGUGGCAUUGCGCACCAGUCCAGUAUCUACGGAUAUGCUUGUGACAAUGUUGCAUCUUACGAGAUCGUCACUGCAUCGGGAAUCGUCUUGAAGGUCACCCCGACUCUGUUCCCUGAUUUAUACUGGGCUCUUCGCGGAGGAGGUAACAACUUUGGUGUAGUUACUAGAUUUGAGCUGGAGACGAUCCCUCAAGGGCCAAUGUGGGGUGGAACUCGUGUCCAUAUGCAACCUGAUUACCCAGCGCUCAUCGAUGCCUUUGCAACAAUGGCUGAAGGCGCUUCCGAAGACCCCAAAUCGGCUCAGAUCUUAUCGUUCGCUAUGACAGCCGGCAACGGGGCCGGACAGAUCCAACUUGAGUAUCUCGAGCCUGUUGACGAAGCCAACCCGCCAGCUAUUCUCAAGAAAUACCUUGACAUUCCUUCAAUCCGAGCAAGCACUCUAAACAGAACAUUGGCAAAUGACACAGUUAUGCUUACCAACCAGAUGCCCGGUGGCCACCGUUAUGCUUUCUGGGCAGCUACAUACAAGCUCGAUCGCGACUUCAUGAGCUGGCUACAAUCACGCCACCAGAAGGACGUAGGCCCCCUAGCUAAUCAGGGCUCUUUGACUUUCCAGGCCUUCACCGUACCGGCUAUGAAACAGAUGAGCAAGAAGGGCGGUAAUGCACUCGACCUCUCUCCCGCUGAUGGCCCGUUGAUGCACACCCUACUCUACAUGGUCUGGGAUGACGCAUCUAAAGACGAUCAGCUAAACCAGGCUGCAUUGGACUUCAUGAACGCUGCCAAGACUGAGGCGAAGAACCGAGAUGUAUACACCAAGUACAUCUACCUCAACUAUGCUGGACCGUAUCAGAACGUCAUCCCGAGUUACGGAGAUGAGAAGCUGGGAAAGCUCAAGUCGAUUGCGAAGAAAUACGAUCCCACAGAUGUCUUCCAAAAGUUACAGCCGGGUGGUUUCAAACUUGAGGGCGCGCCUUAUGGAGAAACCAUCUAG